Molecule: messenger RNA, 3616 nt
Organism: Lytechinus pictus (painted urchin)
Lineage: Eukaryota; Metazoa; Echinodermata; Echinoidea; Temnopleuroida; Toxopneustidae
Product: sorting nexin-21-like
Exons: 3
Coding region: 300-1292 (330 amino acids)
Biological process (GO): protein transport
Cellular component (GO): early endosome membrane
Molecular function (GO): protein binding; phosphatidylinositol phosphate binding
Source: RefSeq, a predicted model, not a curated record
AUCCUGAGAGAUUGGUCGUAAAGGGGGCGUGGUCGCCCGGGGGAAGGGUGUGGCCGAGGCCCCUGAGUCGAGGGCGCGGCGAGGAUCGCAUGCGGGACCGGACCUGGGGCCCGCGUGCGAGGACCAGGGGCUGGGAGCGGCCAGCAGAGCUACAUGUGAAGAGGAUGGGCUGCGCUGGGAUUCACGAAGCGAUGACGCCGCCUCGGUAAAAUGGCAUCUCAUUAAACAUAGUCUGAUCCACGAGCAGGAAAAAUGUCCGAAAGCCGGUCAUGUUCAAAGCAGAUUCGAUGGUAAUCUAAAUGACCAUAAUGGCUGCUCCAAGUCCGAAGAAAAAGAUCGAAUGCGACAUCAGUAUCGACGACCCAGUCAGUUCAGCCACGUCGGAUAGUGAGCUUGGCGAUGAAGAUUUAGAUUUGGAGUUCAAUGGACAUUUAACUCUGCAGAGUCCAACAGAUGAUGAUGGAACUCUUAUCGGGGUGCGUUCGGGCAUUGGAUUCACAGGUAGUGUCCAUAGUCGGCAAGAGCACCUCCAACCCAACAAGUUCCUUCCUGGACGGACGAUCUUUGAGGUUGUCUCGGCCAAGACGAUGAAAGAUGGCUACAAGAAAUUUGUGCUGUACAGCAUUGCAGUGCUACGGACCAUAGGAACAGACACAUCUCAGGCUAUCAUCGAGAGGCGAUAUUCAGAAUUCCAUGAGUUGAACAGUGCCCUCAAGAAGCAUUUUCCCCAUGCCAUGGAGUCUGUGGUCUUCCCCAAGAAGGCAGUCACCGGAAACUACAAGCACCAAUUCAUUGCGGAGCGCAGUAGGGCCUUUGAACAAUACCUUAGCCACACCUUCCAGAACGACGAAAUCCGCAUGAGUGUGGAGUUCCAGGAAUUCUUUUACAACCAGGACCUGAGGCGCGCCUACAGGUACAUGUCCAAGAAGAACUUUGAGGAAGCGUUGCCUCUCCUACAGAAUGCGCUCCACCUCCAGGAGAAGAUGAUCGGGGAAAAGCACCAUGAUACAAUCCGAACAUCCUGUGCAAUCAUCGUGGUUUAUCUAUCUCGCCUAGAGAGCCAACCCCACGUGCUUGGCUACGCCGAGAAGGCGCUGUCGGACAUUGGUGAUGAUGAAACCAACCCGUUCUUGAUCCCUCUCCUACAGACAUUGAUUGGGGUUAGGUGGAGACUCCAAAAAGACAAGAGAGACUUGGAAGUCAGGCUGUCCCGCUAUGUCAAGCCUGGACUAGGGGGAGGUGAUAUGCCCACACUAGAGGAAUUAGUCAUGCAAAGUCUAUCUCAUUUAUGAAGUUCUGCCAUUUUCAUUGUCAUUAAUUGCAUUUUUUAUCUUGUAUAUUAUCAUGUACAGCAGUAUAUAGAGUUGGUCAGUAAAACAAGUUUUAUGCUUUCCACGUGUAUGUGUACUGUUAUUUAUCUGAGACGUGUCUGUGAUAUUUUUUUGUAGAGAACAGGGGCUGUUAACAUAGAAGAAAUAUGUUUGAUCUUUAUAUGAUACAAUUGAUUACAAUUUAUUUGUACAUGGAUUUCUAUAGACUUUACAGUUACACUUAAUUGUACAAUGGCACAAUUCUUGUCUGGUGACAUUUGGAAACUUUUUGGCUGAAGUCAGGUAGCUUCUGGUUAUCUUAGAGUCAUGUUAGAAGUUCAGCUGUCAUGCAUGUAGACUUCAUGUAUUUUACAUGGGGACCUUCUGUGUUGUAAUGAUUUUCACGUAUUUUUUUAUUCAAUAUGACUGCCACUAUCAAUCUUUGAGCUGUUUUAAAAUCACCAAUGUGCUACAUGUACAUGUAGUUGUUAUCAAUAAAAUUUGCUUUGGUUUCUUAUUUUUUCUAAUUUCACAAGACCUUGUGAACUGUGAAGUGUAGUCUACACUCAUUUGAUGUGCUUUCAAUUUGGUCUAAUUGCAAUUUGGUCUACACUAUACUUCAAACUUGGUCUAAUACCCAUUUAGUCUAUUUAAUCUAAUACUCAAGUGGUCUAAUUUCCACUACGUCAAAUGAAAAAUUUGAUUCAUAAACAAUUCAUCAAAUAAUAUACAUGUACACUAAGUGGUAUAAGACAAGGGGCUCGAAACUCAAAGCUUACCAAUUUUUGUAGAUCAUUUUUUUCACAAUCGAUUGCAUAAACAACAAUGUACAAUUAACAGUGAAGAUCAAGCAAACGAUCAAUCGCAAACCUUUGUGUUACAGUUCCCAGGGUGGUGUUUCAUAAAGCUGUUCGUAAAGUUACGCACAACUUUACGAACGACUGGAACAUGUUCUUACACAUAAGUCAGCUAUAUAGGGAUAUAUCAUAUAGCACAAGAAAGGGUCACCAGUCGUGCGUAAAGUCAUUCGUAACUUACGAACAGCUUUAUGAAACGGGCCCCUGGGGCCCGUUUCAUAAAGCUGUUCGUGUGUAUAUUAGAUGAAGUGGCCUUUUGAAGUGGAAAUUAGACGAAAUGGUAAAUAUGUUUAAUUUUUAAUUGCCCAUAUUCUUAAGUUGGGUUUAAUUGAAACACUGGUCUAAAGUUGUGGCUCAACUAUGGAUAGCCAGUCAUGAAACAAAUCUUGAUCAGUACAAGUUUAAUUUAUUAGCUCAUUUGUUACUCAGAUCACUCAUAGCGGUCAGUUAGAAUAAAAACUGAAUUAGUUUUCUUCCCAUUUUAGCAGAAUGAUAAAAACACUGUAAACAGAAGAAACAUAUAAUGUGAACAAAAUUUUGACAUUUUUGGCUUCCCAUAUUUUUAGCACAGAGUUAGACCCUGGUCUAAUUUAAACCCGACUUCAGAAUAUGGGUCAAUGAGAAGAAUUUAUUGUAGACUAUUAGACUAUCUACAUGUUGGAUGAGACCAAACAAAACUACUGACUAUGUAUUUCUAAGAUCACUUCUUGAGUGCUAUGUUUUGUCAUAUUUUGUAUUCUGACUCUUGGCCUAUCUUUGUAUCAGGUCAAGAGUUCAUGAACGUGUAGGUAUUUUUUGAGGUAACGGUGUAAUGAAAUCUUUUGCUAUGAUAUAAUAGACACCAUGUCAAAAGUCGGAACUGCUAUUUUCCUCAGAAAUCCUGUGAAUGUGCUAAUUUUCAGAUUUCAUCAAAGGAAUAAUAAUAAUAAUGUCAUAUUCUACACAGGGUAGCCACUUCAAUUCCGAAAACUGUUCUCCCAGCAGGCCCUUCUUUACAUGAUCGGUUAUUAUUACCCCAGCUUUAGCACGGCUACCUUGAUCAGGCGCUCGAGCAUUCGAGGAAUUCCUUCCUACCGGGUACCCAUUCACCUCACCUGGGUUGAGUGCAGCACAAUGUGGGUAAAUUUAUUGCUGAAAGAAAACCUGCCAUGAAGACACAAAGCACAGUUAUAGUGUGAUUCCUGCUAAGAUUUGUACUACAGACUUUUGACAAGUUGCCUUAAGGUUUGAUCCAUAAAUCAUGUCAGUAUAUUAAUAUCCAUAUAAUGUAUACCAUCACUAUAGACUUCUUUUUAGUUUACAUACGAGAGUAUUUCCUCAAUACUUUGUAUGUAUAUGUAGCUCAUGUUUCGCAAGGUGAACAUUGCACAAAACUAUAGGUACCAAUUGACUUUGUAAAGUACAGCAUGGACUUGCAACAUCAUCCAAAUGAAGUCUAAAUGCCCCCCC